UGGAAAUUAACACCGGCGGGUUGUUUUGCGCAGAGCCCUUGCGGUGUUUGUAGUUUCAGAUACUCUCGUGUGUUUAGUGGAAUAAAUCUCACAUUUAUGUCUCCAGAAUGCACUCUGAAAAUCUGCGAUGGGAAACUUUAGAUGCUUUGAAAAACUCUCCGAAAGGGAAACUCAAAUACAGUCCGGACUGGCUGGAUAAGGGAGAGGAUAUCCUGUCAGGCUGUAUUGAGGUCUCAAGUCUGUCCCCUCUAUCAGGACAGAUUCUGAAAAAACUGAGUCCUGGACCCCGAUUGAAGAGCCGCUGCUCUCUGGGUUCUUCUGUUCGUGAUACGAGUCAUUGUGUUUUAGAAGAUGUUUUAUUGUGUGGUUCGGCUCCCAUCAGCCCCAGGCUCUUUUCACCCCCCACCUCUCCACCUGCAGCUUCAAUCCUUAUUGAAGAGAAAGAUGAGAAGAACACAGAGGAUAAACAGGAUGAAACCGAUUAUUGUGCCAUCGCUGUCAGUUCUGCAGAAAGCAUCAACUCCGCUCCGGUGAUCUCCGUCCUGUCACCCAGAGCCACACAGAUGGCAGGAUGCAUCCGCAUGUGUGAAGAGAAACACAGGGCCAAAGCAAAGGUGGAGUUGAGCCUCAGGCAGGAACAGCAGGAGCGUCUCGUGGCAACAGUGGCCAGCCGAGGGUCCGAGCAGCUGAAGCGAUUGGAUGAACUCAUGGCGCUGAAGCAAAGGCAGGAGUAUCAGAGCAUGCGGGACAUGAUGGAGAAAGAGACACAGGAGAGUCUCGGCCGUCAAGAGAAACUGCGAGAGGAACAUAAACACAGAAUGAAGAUCCUGAACCUGCGCUUGAGAGAGGCGGAGCAACAGCGCCUACGGGAGGCGGAGCUUGAACGUCAGAGACAGACGGAGGGCAGAGAGAGACUCCGAGCGCUUAACGCCAUUCAAGAAGAAGUGCUGCAGCUCAACCAACUCUUACAACCAGCUUUGCCCACACAGACAGGCCCCGCCCCUGACCACGCCUCCUACAUCACCCGCGGCAACCAGCUCUGCUCACAGGUGUCUGAAGUGGUGCGAACCACUGCUGAGGGUCAGUUUCCAAACGUGGAGGACAUGAAUGUGGCGGAGCGAGCGCUACAGGUUAUGAGGUCGCUGGUCAGAUCUCUGCAUGAAGAAGUGGCACAGGCUGCAGAACGGAUGAAGAAGGAAGAGGAGGAGGAGGAGAAGAGGAAGAGGCAGGCUGAGCUAGAAGCCCAGCAAGAGGAGCAGAAGAAGAAGACUGCAGCGCUGUCCGCUAAAGAGAAGACCAAGCGUGAGGGCCUGCAGUUGAGAGCAGAUGACAGCACUUUAAAAUGGUACAUCGGGCUGCAGGAGUUUGCGAAUCAGUGUGCUCAAUCUUUUGAGGAUCUCAACAGUAAAGAUAUGCAGACGAAGAAAUUAAAAAUGGAGCUCCAAAAGGCUGCCACAAUACCCGUGAGCCAGAUCGGAUCGAGAUCAGGCUCUCAGCUGAAGGAAAUCUUUGAGAAGAUUGAUAAACUGCUGUCAGGACGCACGGUGGCGUCCGGUGGAAAGCAAGUGUGUGCUUCCCAGCAUCCACAUGGGCAAGAGUUUGUCAAUUAUAAACUUGCAGAAAAGUUUGUGAAACAAGGUGAAGAAGAAGUGGCGUCCAAUCAUUUAGCAGCAUUCCCCAUUGCUGUUGUGGCGUCAGGUGUGUGGGAACUCCAUCCCAUAGUUGGAAAACUCAUACUUGCCCACCUCCAUAAGAUGUGCCCGUAUGCCGUUCCGUACUACCCACCCAUGAAAGAAGGCAUGUCUGUUGAGGACUAUCAGAGAAUUCUGGGAUACCGUGUGGAUGACUCUAAAGUGGAGGAGCAGGACAGUUUUCUGAAGAGGAUGUCAGGAAUGAUUCGUCUGUACGCGGCGAUAAUCCAGUUAAAAUGGCCUUAUAACAAACAAGGGCCUCAUCCUCAUGGGUUAAAUCAUGGCUGGCGCUGGUUGGCACAAAUUCUCAACAUGGAGCCGCUUGCUGAUGUCACAGCCACAAUUCUUUUCGACUUUCUGGAGGUUUGUGGAAAUGCCCUAAUGAAGCAAUAUCAGGGCCAGUUCUGGAAGCUGUUAUUGCUUAUUAAGGAGAAAUACUUUCCAAGAAUUGAAGCGGUCACCAGCUCUGGUCAGAUGGGCUCUGUAACCAGACUCAAGCAGUUUCUAGAGACAUCUUUAAGAACUCAGCAGAUCCCUUCUCCCAAGGGUCAGCUGGAUCCUGGCUUCUGGAGGUCCUGAUUGGUGGAGUCGCUUGUGUUAUUAACUAAUUAAAGAGAGAUGAAACUUGCUGCUGUCCAGUGGAUUAAAUAUGUGCUUACAUGAGA
Messenger RNA from Paramisgurnus dabryanus, 2356 nucleotides. It is a transcript of the gene gle1, whose product is annotated as GLE1 RNA export mediator. The record is from RefSeq and is a predicted model, not a curated record. Gene Ontology annotation, biological process: poly(A)+ mRNA export from nucleus. Gene Ontology annotation, cellular component: cytoplasm; nuclear pore cytoplasmic filaments; nuclear pore. Gene Ontology annotation, molecular function: inositol hexakisphosphate binding; phospholipid binding; translation initiation factor binding. Lineage: Eukaryota; Metazoa; Chordata; Actinopteri; Cypriniformes; Cobitidae.